Peromyscus eremicus (cactus mouse) is the source of this 364-nucleotide messenger RNA. RefSeq names its product amyloid-beta precursor protein-like. Gene Ontology annotation, cellular component: cell surface; plasma membrane; membrane raft. The transcript is spliced from 3 exons. The annotation marks the transcript as partial. The record is from RefSeq and is a predicted model, not a curated record. Gene Ontology annotation, biological process: central nervous system development; axonogenesis. Lineage: Eukaryota; Metazoa; Chordata; Mammalia; Rodentia; Cricetidae. Gene Ontology annotation, molecular function: signaling receptor binding; signaling receptor activator activity; heparin binding.
AUGGAGAUUCUCAAUCCAGUUGAGCUGCUGAUGAAGAUUAACCACUACAACAUUAAAUCCCCUUGGGUGCCCACUGAUGGCAAUGCCGGGCUGCUGGCAGAACCCCAGAUCGCCAUGUUCUGUGGCAAACUCAACAUGCACAUGAAUGUGCAGAAUGGAAAGUGGGAGUCAGAUCCAUCAGGGACCAAAACCUGCAUCGGCACCAAGGAGGGCAUCCUGCAGUACUGCCAGGAGGUCUACCCUGAACUGCAGAUCACAAAUGUCGUGGAAGCCAACCAACCAGUGACCAUCCAGAACUGGUGCAAGCGGGGCCGCAAGCAGUGCAAGACCCACACCCACAUCGUGAUUCCCUACCGCUGCUUAG